This is a messenger RNA of Panonychus citri (citrus red mite), 3152 nucleotides long. RefSeq names its product homeobox protein Hox-B7-B-like. The transcript has 2 exons. Bases 339 to 1166 code for a protein of 275 amino acids. Gene Ontology annotation, cellular component: nucleus. The record is from RefSeq and is a predicted model, not a curated record. Gene Ontology annotation, biological process: anterior/posterior pattern specification; negative regulation of transcription by RNA polymerase II. Lineage: Eukaryota; Metazoa; Arthropoda; Arachnida; Trombidiformes; Tetranychidae. Gene Ontology annotation, molecular function: DNA-binding transcription factor activity, RNA polymerase II-specific; RNA polymerase II cis-regulatory region sequence-specific DNA binding.
AUUUAUAUCUUUCCAUGGGGUGGAAUAUAAAUUUGUCAUCAAGAUUUGAUUUUUCGAAAGUGAAAAACUUUUCAAUUGGGAGAAAAAGUUUCGAAUUGUUUUAAACUUUUCAAAAAGUUUUUGGAACAUUUUAUCUCACAUUACAAUCAAGGUAUCUUGAAGAGAGAAAGAAAGAAAGAGAGAUAGAGAUAGAGAGAGAAAGAGAGGGAGGGUGGGAAAGUGAAGUAAAAUGUUAUGAUGAUAAGGGAGCGUUUAGGAGAGAGAGAGAGAGAAAGAGAGGGAGAGUAACUUUUUUCGAAAACACCAUUUUCUUUACUAACCAAUUGAGAGUAAUAUCAAUGAUAUUAAUGAACAUGAAUUCAUUUUUGAUGAAUUGUAAUCCAGCGGCUAAUAAUAGUUCUGGCGAUGUGACCGCCGCUGUGAGUGGAUAUUCAAGUUAUUAUGAUUCGCCGAUCGGAUCCUCCGUGGGAACAUCAAGUGGCGGUGGCAGUUCUAGUGCUAAUAUCAGUUAUUCAUCCAACAGUGUUAUCGGAAUCCAAGGUUCAUUAGAUGAUAAUCGUAAUGGCGAUCUAAUCAAUGAUCAAUUAACUAAUUCUCAUCAUUCAUUUCAUUUCAAUUCUCAUCCUCAUCAGCAACAUUAUGCUUCCCAAUGUGCUCUAAUUAAUACCAAUGUUGAUUCAGUUCAAUCAGCUGUAACCAGUAAUCCUGGAAUAGUUAAUCCUCAUGCUCCAUCAGUUAAUCAAUCUGAUGAGUCUUUCUCUCAUCACAACAUUUACCUUUCACCAUCACCCUCAGGAUUUUCACAGAAAUCAUCUUCAUCUUCAUCUCAACAGAUAAAACUUUCAAUUCCAACAACAAACAGUGAAACCAAUUCAGAGACCUCAGGAUCAGGUCAUCCUGUAAUCUAUCCUUGGAUGAAAAAAGCACUAAUCAAUCAGGGUGAAGAAUCCGCUCCAGGUACUAAGCGAACUCGACAAACUUAUACCCGAUAUCAAACACUAGAACUCGAGAAGGAAUUUCAUUCCAAUCGAUAUUUAACUCGAAGACGUCGAAUUGAAAUCGCUCAUACCUUACAUCUAACCGAACGUCAGAUCAAAAUUUGGUUCCAAAAUCGUCGGAUGAAGACAAAGAAAGGACCUGAAAUUCAUAAUUCGAUAUUCCAAUAACAAUUUCUCCUUCGAAAUUUCCAUCAUAAUUUAUAAAUAUAUUUCUAAUUCGCAUCUUCAUCAUCUUCUAAUCCAAAUGGUUCGCUCUCGAUGAUAAACCUCUCAAUUUGAUACGGAAUAUUAAACUUAGAAUUCAAGUAAAUAUUAUUGAUAAAGAAAAGAUUAAUGUCAAAUCGAAUUUAAUUGUCAAGGAGAAAGUUAAUUCGAUUAGAAUUAAUAUUUUUUCCAUCGAAUAAUGAAAAAUUCGAAGUGGACAAAAUUACUGUAAACUAUCACCUCUUGAAUCGUCUCUCUCUCCCUCUCUCACUGAUCUUGAAAGAAUAUCAAUCAAUAAAAGAUAGUUGAUUUCUCUUAAUCAGAAUGAUGAGAAAACGGUUACAAUUUAAUCUUCUAUAAUUCUAAUCAUUGAUUAUGUUAAUUCUCACUGAGUAACAACUUUCUACAUGAUUCACUUCGUUUAUCAUGAAGGUUUUUUUACCUGUUUUCUUUUGUUUCGCCAUCAAAAUCUUCUCUCUCUCUCUCACUCUUCUCAUCAUCAUUCAAAUCAUUCUUCCUCUUCUUCUCAUCAUCUUCGUGCAUAAAUGAGUUGGUUACCUGAGCCACGCGAUCUCGUGACACAAUCGUGUUCUUGUUACUUUCUUUUCACUUUCUCUCACUUUUUACUUUUUUUCUUAUUCUUUUUUUUACAUUUCUAAUAUUCUGAUAAGUUGGAUAACUUUUUAUCUUAAACCAGGAUAACUUUUCUCAGCCUUGUUUUCCCUUUACCUUUAUCAUUAUCUUCAUCACCAUCUCUCCGCAUCAUCUCCAGACCAUCAAAGAUCAAGUAUGAAAAUAAGUUAAUAGAAACGAGAAAAAAAAUUGAAAUGUUAUAUUAGUUUUCGAGCAGCAAUUUUAUGACAUUUUGUUUGUUUGUCUCUCUCUCUCUCUCUUUAUUAGUCAUUAUCAUCUUCAUCAUAUCUCAUUCAUUUUUCUUCUUUCUUCCUCUCUCACUCUCUCAUUCUCUUACUAUUAUUUGCCUAUUAUUCCAAUAUAAAAGGAUUUCUUUUUGAUGGAAGAGGAAAAGACGACAUAAUACAUGAGAUCGACAGAGAAAAAUUGGAAAUGGGAGGCGUCAAUUUUAUUGGUUUUGGAUCUUAUUUGUUUGAAAGGUUGGGCAUUCGUUGUUAUGGUUACGCGUUUUGUGUGGAGAGGAAAAGGAUACACAGAGAAUCCAUAGAUAUGGUAAAGAGAAAAUAAGAGAGAGAAAGAAAUGAACCAAUUUUGGGGAAAGGUUAUGAUGAUGAUGGAGAAAUGAAGAAUGAUGAUGAUGAUGAUUUAAUGCCUGUCGAAAAUGGAAAUAGAAAGAGAAUCGAAAAUUGGAUUUGUCCUUCUUUCUCUUUCUCUCUGUGUCUCUUUCUUUCGAGCAGAGAAAGAGAAUGCAGGUUGAAACAAUUUCUCCUCUAAAAAGGCGUUGUCUUUCCUUCUCUCUUUCUCUCUUUCUCUUUCUUUCUUUCUUUCUUUCUCUCUCUCUCUCUCUCUUUGCUUAUUUUUCUACUCUCUUGAUUUCUUUCCCCUUUUAUCUUCCUUUUUUCUCUGUCUAAAUAACUGUCGAACCACAUUACCAGAUUCUCUUCCCUCCCUAAUCCCCAUCUAAACUCGGGGGGCGAAUCAUCACCAGUCUCUCCCUCGGUUAACUUUCUCCUCCCCUUGGCUAUCAUCUUUCUCCUUCUAUUGGCCAAUGAAUUCGUUUUCUAUGGUGACGCCAUCUGGUGAUAUUCCAAUAAACUAAUAAAUUCCACAGAAAAUCCCGGAGAAUAUCCCAAAGUGUGAAACUAUUUUCUCAUCAACAUGAUAAUCUGAGCAAAAUCUAAAAAGUAAAACAAAAUUUCCAAUUCUAGCAAGUGAAACUUUUACUGUCUCGAAUAAUUUAAUUGCAAUUUAAUCACAUUGAUGAACAAAUACAAUUAAAUGCAAAGAAUAGAGAGAGAGAGAGAGAGAAGAAACUUU